GUCGCUGAUGUCGCCAUUGUCACCAAUGUCAUCCCUUAUCAGUUGCUUGUCCAAAAUUUGCCCAUAAAUUCAGCUUUUUUGAAGUGUAGACAAAAAAAUUUCAAAUUUUCUGUAACAAUAUUCAAAACUGACAUUCUUAUAGAGUUUAUAUUAAAAUCUUGGAACAUUUCAUUCGUUUAAUUUUAAGAUAUUGCGAUCUAAAUUUUUCCAUUGAUAAAAUACAGAAAACGCGCUCAUAUCUUUGUAAACAAACCGAACGUUAAAUCAAAUUUUUGAAUCACAAGUUGCGCGGCAUUCUUUUAUUUCUUCUUCUAAAACUUGACGAAAUUCGAGAAACAUUGAUAAUUCCCUUGAAAAUCUUCCCAAGUACUAUUCUUUAAUGUGUAAAUUUGAGUGUUCUAUUAUAAAAUUCGACCAUGAUACCACGUAGGAUAUUGAAACGAAAACAACUACCCUCCAUGUCCGUGAAGAAGGCUGGAGAUGUCUACAAAUCUAUGACUGUUCUUCAUGCAAAAAGAAAAUUUCGAUGCUACCAGGAAGCGUUCAAAUAUCUUCUGAACUUGGCUUACGAAAAUGCAGGCCAUAUCAGUUCAUUACAGCUGAAUAAUAGAGCUUUAGCUAAAGGAAUUCAGAAAGAAAAAGAAAAUACGGCGCUGCAGCUGAAAGAGAAACUUGCUACCGAAUCGUUAUAUUUCGACCUACUAAGAGAAUAUGGCAUACUCAAGACCAAAUUAUCAUCGUUUGAGAAAAAUUUAAACCAUAUUGACGAACGUGUGAAGACCUCAAUGAUACCAAAUCUGGUCCGAUUAUCAGAUGACAUCACGACUUUGAAACUAAAUUGCGAUGUUUUGAAAACAGUAGUGGGUAGUACGUAUGAACCUGAUACUACUACCAAAAUAUAUCCAAAGAAUAAUCAUGGUGAGAGAAAUCCUCGUAUCAUCUCUGAUGCUUGUGUCCCAUCACCGGUGAUGGAAGAAUUGGAAGAUGAGAUCAUACAGUUGACUGCUCGAAAAUGCAAAGGUGGACUUCGAAACGCGUUCAAUAAUUCUAGCAUUAGAGAUCGUCGAAUGAAUCGAAGUUUUACGUUUCCUACGAGUCUCGAAUCUAGUUUUACUGAACCAAGCUCCGUCGCAGAGAAGUCUGUUCCUCCUCCGGAAGUUGAAAGAAAUUCCAAUGUACCAUCAGAAGUUGAAAGAAACUCCCACGUACCAUCGGAAAUCGGCGGAAAUUCAGUUGCUUCAUCCGAUGUUGAAAGUUUGCAUGCCGUUCCUGAUUCGCCCACCAUCGUUACGUCGAGUCCUUGUCUUCCGGCUCCUUCGCCGAUUGUGGUACUGCGUAGAGUUCUCACACCGGUUAAUUCAUUGGAUUUGAAUGAUUCUGUACAUUCUACAACAGUGAUAUCGUAUAAAGAAAAAUCCCCUUCCAUUACCACUGAUGAAGAUAUUAGUCGCAUUUUACCUAGAAGCGAACGUAAACGAUCAACCCAUUCGAGUUAUUUUGGGCAGCACGAAGAAAGCGGUUGCAAUCGUUCCUUUCUAACUGAGCGUAAAAAAUCUAAAAGAUCGUAUUUCUUUAAAAAGAAUGACGAAAAUAAACAAAAUAAAAAAAGCGAAACUUUCAAAACUUCAAGCCUUAUUUUAAAUCAGAGCAAGAAUGGGGAUGAUGACCAUUUAAAUGAAAAUAUGCCACCAAGAAAAUCGAGAUCACGACGAAGAAGUUCGUUUCGUGAAAACGAAGCACCUCCUGAAAAUUAUUCUUUAAUAGGGGAGCGUAAAAAAUACAGGACCAGGAGCAGUUCAAGAAACAGUCUAGUCCAAUGCGACGAAGAAAAUUCUAACCAAAGUACGAUGAAAGCUGAUGUAAAGAAAUCCUUGUCAACGAAUACCACUUUUGGAAACGAAACAAGUUCUGAAAAUUCUUUUAAUGACAGUCGUAGACUUCGUUCCCGAUCAAAGAAUGUGUGUUAUAAAGAAAGACCUCUUAAUGUAAAGUUAAGGAAGAAUUGAAAAAAAUGUAUUUUGUAAUUUCAUGCUAUUAUUGUUAAACUUUAUUGUAUAAAUUAUUGUUAUUACAAUGUUGUAGUGUAAAUAAGUUUGUAAAAUAAGUGUUUUUUGUUUGUAUUGUAAUCUUCGUUGUAGAGCAGUUUGUGUAGUAAAUUAUUGUAAUAGUAUGAUUUUACGGAUUGUUAAAAAUCUCUUGAAUUGGUCUUGAUUUUUUUAAUCGGCUCUAACGAGGGUAAAUAUGAACGAGGAAUUAAAUAAGCUGGUAAAUUGGCCAAGUCUCCGAAUAUCUUGUAUUGAUCGCUGUAAUGAAAUUUAAAUUAUAUUAGAACGUUGAAUUUCAAAAUGCA
This is a messenger RNA of Planococcus citri (citrus mealybug), 2350 nucleotides long. RefSeq lists its product as uncharacterized. The coding region runs from base 417 to 2006 and encodes 529 amino acids. The record is from RefSeq and is a predicted model, not a curated record. NCBI's taxonomy places the organism in Eukaryota, Metazoa, Arthropoda, Insecta, Hemiptera, Pseudococcidae. The transcript has 16 exons.